This is a messenger RNA of Suillus fuscotomentosus, 1935 nucleotides long. RefSeq lists its product as uncharacterized. The transcript has 9 exons. The coding region runs from base 1 to 1935 and encodes 644 amino acids. The record is from RefSeq and is a predicted model, not a curated record. NCBI's taxonomy places the organism in Eukaryota, Fungi, Basidiomycota, Agaricomycetes, Boletales, Suillaceae.
AUGCUGGACUCUCAGACAGCCGAUGAUGAGGACACCCUUCCUGUUUUGAUCGGUUUUCACAAGCGUUCAAUCUCGCUGGACUCUCAGAACACCGAGGACAAGCUUGAAGAGCUUCGCAAGAAGUUUGUCGGUGAAAUUGACCUACCUGAAAAUAUGGUAAAUGUACUAUGGACAUUCUUGCAGGCAUCUCAUCAAGAUUUGCACAGUAUUGGUCGUUGGCUCUCUGCAGCUGACAACCCAGAAGAUUCACACAAUAUUGGUCGUUGGCUCUCUGUAGCUGACGACCUGGAAGAUUCGCACAAUAUUGGUUGCACCCAGGACGGCACAACCACUGGUCCAAUGCCGCAACAAGCCUGGAUUGAUGGUAUCCCUCAACUUUCUGAGCCUGCCAUCGCUUCCAAACCCACUUGCUCCCCAUUGACACUUACAUCAAGGAUUCCACCCACCCCGAAUACCUCUUUGAUGCCAUGGAGACUACCUGGCCUUAUGUUCUCCAACGAGCGCAUCAACCGUGAUGAGGGUAUCUCUCUCAUUGACAUUAUGCCCCAGCAGGCUCCCCAUCAUGUCGUUCAAUCUGAUGCGUCUGAAUCGGACUUCGACGAUUUGGACUCUCCAUCUCUUACAGCAGGGAUCUCAUCAACUGCUAGUCGUCAGUCAUCUGAAACAGUCUCCAACAGCCGCAGGCAACAGUCGCAUGGGGACGUUGAGAUCGUUCGGCGCUUGCAGUUGGAAAACCAGGCACUCAAGAACGAUAACCGUACUCUGGGCGAGAAGAACAAGACUUUGUUGUCUAAUCAACGCCGGUGUUCAAGUGGUCAAGUCCCAGAUGAGCUGAAAGUUUUCGAUGUCGAGCUCUCAACCUUUUCCCGCAAGUACAAAAUUGUUGCGGAGAUGUUCCCACCUGAGCAUCAUAUCCUCAAACUCCCUGUGCUGAACCAUCCACCUGCAAUCAUAUCCAGGAAUCGCUAUGCCAGCAAAAGUGCUGAAGAGCUCGGUCUUGUGACUGAGCUAUACUCACUUCUUCCAGACCAUCUCCAUCAGUUUGUACCGACUUCGCAUUUUCAAUUGUUGCUAGAACAACAACUUCAAGGCGGUCGCUCAAGCGAAAUCGGCAAGUUAAGGGUGAUGGCAGGUCGAAUAUUCAGUCUCAAUCCAUCGUACUUCGACAUUGGUUUUACAAACCAGGACACAAUCCCUGAAAUCCAGAAGAUGCUCGGUACUGGUCCAGGUAAUCAUUCAACAUUGUUGAAGUUCCCACCCGUCCUUUUUAUGAGGCAGGAAAGGGACCCUACGAUGUCCACGGUUUUUGGAAAUUGGGAGCCGCUCUCAAAGGCAAUCAGGAUCGUAAUGUUUGGGAAAAAUUCGCUAGAUAUUGCUGGAUGGCCUCGUGCCAAGUGCAACGCUCGAAAAUGGGGCAUCACCUCAUGCACCCCUGGUCUUCUUGCCUGGGGUUGGGUGGCAUUAAUCUUCAUUCUGUCCCCCGACACUUCGUUCACCAAAGACGGAGUUGGCGUGAAGUCUCAUCUACCGUAUGCGGCAAUGUUCGCAGCCUACAAACAAUUGUGGGUGACGCUUUGGGAAGAGCCACGCAUUCUGUCGAUCUGCCGACAAAUCGAUCGCCAUGUCUGGCAGUCAACAUCAUCUUCCAAUAUCGUGACUUCAGACGCUGAAGGCGAGGAUUUGACAUCCGAUCUAAUGCGCUUGGCCCUUGCCAAUGCAGGGCACGAAGAUCGAGAAUCAGACUCUCCGACUACUGAUGGUCACCGUGUCUCUCUGGUUCCCCCCAGUUCACCGACACUCGCUCUGGCUGCACCACCUGCCUUUCCCCUCACUGCACUAGCACCAGCCAUCACCCCUGCUGUCGAGACUACUGCCACUGUAACCCCUCCUGCUCCAGUUGCGCUCGCGGCUGAUGAAAACCCCUCCAGUUCCUAA